AUGGCCAUUAAAACAAGUCUUGUUUACAACAUUGUUCUUUGGCAGCUGCAUUUGCUUCUAUUACUAUCAUGUCAUGACUUGAACUUGGCUAAUGCUGCAGGUGGCAAAUGGGAUUUACUUAUGCCCAACAUUGGCAUUUCCGCCAUGCACAUGCAACUCCUCAACAACGAUAGAGUCAUCAUGUACGAUCGUACUGACUUUGGUGCAUCCAACAUCCCCUUGCCUGAUGGCAAAUGUCGUAACAAUCCUAAAGAACUCGCCUUGAAAGUCGAUUGCACUGCCCACUCUGUUGAAUACGACGUGUCCACUAAUUCAAUACGACCUCUCAUGGUCCAGACCGACGUGUGGUGCUCCUCGGGCUCUGCCACCUCGGAUGGUUCGUUGGUCCAAACUGGUGGAUUCAAUGAUGGUAAACUUAUGGUGAGAACUUUUAACCCAUGCAACACUUGUGAUUGGCAAGAAAUGGGAGAUGGACUAGUUCAAAGUCGAUGGUAUUCCACCAAUCAUAUUCUUCCUGACGGAAGCCAAAUUAUAAUAGGAGGCCGUGAUGCUUUUAACUACGAGUUUUUUCCCAAAACUGCUUCAACCAACAACGUAUUUAGUCUACCUUUCCUUCAACAAACUAAUGUUCCUAGAGAGGAAAACAAUUUAUACCCAUUUGUUUUUCUUAACGUCGAUGGGAAUUUAUUCAUUUUCACCAACGAUCGAGCUAUAUUGCUCGAUUACACAACAAAUACGAUAGUGAAAACGUACCCACAAAUACCCGGUGGUGACCCAAGAAACUAUCCAAGUACGGGUUCUGCAGUUCUUCUUCCUUUAAAGAACUUACGUUCACAAACAGUGUUUGUUCAAGCUGAGGUUUUGGUGUGUGGUGGAGCACCAAAAGGCUCAUACCUCAGAGCAACAAAAGGGGAUUUUGUGGGUGCAUUAAAUACUUGCGGGCGGAUUACAAUUACCGACCCGAAUCCACAAUGGACCAUGGAGACCAUGCCACUACCUCGAACAAUGGGUGAUAUGGUAAUUCUACCAAACGGUAACGUUUUGAUUGUUAAUGGAGCCGCGACGGGUACAGCUGGAUGGCAAAUUGCAAGGAACCCGGUUUUGAGUCCGGUGAUUUACCGACCCGAUAACCCAUCUGAUUCUAGAUUCGAGGUACAAACCCCGAAUGCCAUACCUAGAAUGUACCAUUCAACAGCCGUUCUACUCCGAGAUGGUCGGGUUCUCGUCGGCGGUAGCAAUCCAAAUGAGCUUUACAAUUUCACUGGAGUAGUUUUUCCAACUGAGUUAAGCUUAGAGGCAUUUUCACCAUCUUAUCUGGAUGCGGAAUUUGCUAAUCUACGACCACAAAUCAUUUCUCCUGAUUCACAUCUUAAAUUCACGUAUGGACAACGUGUUGACAUUCGAUUUACUGCUUUAGGAUUACUAAAUCGAGAUUCGAUCAAAGUGACUAUUGUUGCACCGGGUUUUAAUACACAUUCGAAUACGAUGAAUCAAAGAAUGUUGGUACUUCCAAGAGGAAUUGUACGACAAGUAGGACGAUUUGUGUAUGAAGUGAGUUGUGUAUUUCCGAAUUCGGGUAAAUUAGCACCACCCGGUUACUAUCUUCUAUUUGUGGUUCAUCAGGACAUCCCAAGUGAGGCAAUUUGGGUCAGGGUCAAUUAA
Messenger RNA from Solanum tuberosum (potato), 1662 nucleotides. Its product is annotated as galactose oxidase-like. The record is from RefSeq and is a predicted model, not a curated record. The transcript has a single exon. Bases 1 to 1662 code for a protein of 553 amino acids. NCBI's taxonomy places the organism in Eukaryota, Viridiplantae, Streptophyta, Magnoliopsida, Solanales, Solanaceae.